Cornus florida is the source of this 354-nucleotide messenger RNA. RefSeq lists its product as uncharacterized. The transcript has a single exon. Gene Ontology annotation, molecular function: chromatin binding. The record is from RefSeq and is a predicted model, not a curated record. Bases 1 to 354 code for a protein of 117 amino acids. Lineage: Eukaryota; Viridiplantae; Streptophyta; Magnoliopsida; Cornales; Cornaceae.
AUGUGUCCUGGCGACGAAUCGGCCGACAUUUCAGCGACUGAGCUGGAGUUCCGAUCAACAGCGGACGACGCUUGGUACAUCGUCCAAGUAGUUCUCCAAACCGAGACGUUCGUCGUCAAGUUUUCAGAAUUCCCCGAGUCAAUCGACAAGAGAGUUAGCGCCGCCGAUUUCCAGACCCUCCAAGCCGUCCACGACUUUGUUCGGCGCUUUCGACCAUUUUCGGUUCAGUUACAGGACAACCAGUGCUCCAAAAUUGUGAAAGGCUUGACAGUCUGUGCCCCAUUCAAAUUCAAACACCACGACAUUCGCUUCUAUGACGCCGUCGUCGAAUCGGUUAGUCUAACCUCUUCAUGA